GUUCCAAGAAGAAGGGUAAAGAGAAUAGAAGGUCAGAGUCAAACGAAGUGAAGAAUGUAAUGGAGAGGCAGUCGCAUUAGGGCAUCCCGUUCUUCCUUAGACCCACCGCUGCCGCCGCCGCCCUUUCUUCUUCAACGCUCUGAAAAUGGGUUUCAAGGGAUUUGUCGAAGGAGGGAUUGCUUCCAUUGUUGCCGGAUGCUCCACUCACCCACUUGAUCUCAUCAAAGUUCGGAUGCAAUUGGACGGCGAGAAACCGCCGCUUCCAAAUCUCCGCCCCGCCCUAGCUUUCAAUGCUUCUCGUUCCGUUGUCGCGCCGGAAUCUUUCCACAUCCCGCCGCCCCAACCUCCGCGUGUCGGACCCAUCUCGGUUGGCGUUAGAAUUGUCCAGUCCGAAGGUGUUACCGCGCUGUUUUCCGGCGUCUCUGCCACUGUUCUCCGGCAGACUCUUUACUCCACCACUCGGAUGGGUCUCUACGACAUCCUCAAGACUAAAUGGUCCGACCCGAAUUCUGGCAGCAUGCCUCUGACCCGGAAAAUCACGGCGGGGUUAAUCGCCGGCGGGAUUGGCGCGGCGGUGGGGAACCCGGCCGACGUCGCAAUGGUGAGAAUGCAGGCUGACGGCCGGCUUCCGAUGGCCCAGCGGCGGAAUUACGCCGGCGUGGUGGACGCCAUCACAAGAAUGUCGAAGCAAGAAGGGAUUACUAGCCUCUGGCGCGGGUCGUCACUUACGGUGAACCGGGCGAUGAUUGUGACGGCGGCGCAGUUGGCAUCGUACGAUCAGAUGAAAGAGACGAUAUUGGAAAAGGGUGUGAUGAAGGACGGACUGGGGACUCACGUGACGGCGAGUUUCGCGGCGGGGUUUGUGGCAGCAGUGGCGUCGAAUCCGGUGGAUGUCAUAAAGACGAGAGUUAUGAAUAUGAAGGUGGAGGCCGGGGCGGCGCCGCCGUACAGUGGGGCGUUAGACUGUGCAAUGAAGACGGUGAAGGCUGAAGGGCCGAUGGCUCUUUACAAAGGAUUUAUUCCGACGAUUUCACGGCAGGGGCCUUUCACGGUGGUCUUGUUUGUCACACUUGAACAAGUCCGAAAGAUUUUCAACCAAUUUUGACUUUUAAUUUUACAAAUUACAGAUGAGAAUUUAAAGUUUGUAAUUCUUUUGAUUUUAUUAAAAGAAAUGAGUGUAAAAUAAUUUAAUGUCUAUGAGAGAAUUGAACCUCUCAAUUCAUCAGAGGUGCAUAUUUAGAAGUUUACACAAACAAAGAUGAGAGAAUUUGAAAAAAAAUUUAAAAAUAUAUACCAUCUCAACUUUUAAUCA
Molecule: messenger RNA, 1312 nt
Organism: Benincasa hispida (wax gourd)
Lineage: Eukaryota; Viridiplantae; Streptophyta; Magnoliopsida; Cucurbitales; Cucurbitaceae
Source: RefSeq, a predicted model, not a curated record